UUCCGGCGUCGCGGAAUUCCGGGUGCUAAGUGCAGUGAGCCGGCCACCCUGUUGUCGCCCCGGAGGCCCUAUGAGCGCGGCUCCCCUGGUGGGCUACAGCAGCAGCGGCUCUGAGGAUGAGGAUGAGGCCGAGGCCGAGGCCGAGGCCGGGCGUCAGGCCAGGCCGGGGGCUGGAUGCCGCCCUCGUGCCCAGAGCCCCCUUCCCAGCCAGAGGUUGCCAGUACCGGACAGCGUGCUGCACAUGUUCCCAGGCACCGAAGAGGGCCCUGAAGACGACAGCGCAAAGCAUGGGGGCCGGGUGCGCUCCUUUCCCCACGAACGGGGCAACUGGGCCACCCAUGUCUACGUUCCAUAUGAAGCCGGGGAGGAGUUCCCGGACCUGCUUGACGCGUUGCUGCCCCACGCCCAGACCUACGUGCCCCGGCUGGUGAGGAUGGAGGCCUUCCACCUCAGCCUGUCCCAGAGUGUGGUUCUGCGGCACCACUGGAUCCUCCCCUUCGUGCAGGCUCUGAAAGGGCGUGUGGCCUCCCGCCAGAGAUUCUGCUUUACAGCCGACCGGGUAAAGAUUUAUACCAAUGAAGAGAAAACCAGGACCUUUGUUGGGCUGGAGGUCACCUCCGGCCACGCCCAGUUCCUGGACCUGGUUUCAGAGGUAGACAGAGUCAUGGAGGAAUUUGACCUCACCACGUUCUACAAGGACCCUUCCUUCCACAUCAGCCUGGCCUGGUGCGUGGGUGAUGCGCGUCUCCAGCUGGAAGGCCAGUGCCUGAGGGAGCUGCAGGAAAUCGUGGACGAGUUUGAAGACUCCGAGAUGCUGCUGCGCGUGCAUGCCGAGCAGGUCCGCUGCAAGUCCGGGAACAAGUUCUUCUCGAUGCCUUUGAAGUGAGCGCCAGAGGCCCUCCUCGUCCCAGGUCCCACCAAAAGCCAGGCAGAGGUGGAGGAGCCUGCACGAACCGGCCUCGGAGGCCUGGUGGUCCCGGGGCCUGGUCCUCUCCUGGCCCUUUUGGGUUGCAGGUCCUGCUGUGCUGUGGUCGUUCCCAAAAACCACCAGUAGAGGGCAGACCGGGCUCCCUAGUUCUAGAUCUGUAGUUCUUAUGCAAAAAUAUAAAUAAAAAUGGGGUCACCCGGUGAGCCCACCCAUACUCAGCCAGAAUCCCCACUGUAGUCCCGCCAACAAAUAGCCCCUCCCCCCAACCCUACCCCCCCACACACACACCCACGGCUCCCUCAGCUGUUUGCAUUGCGAGGCCCUUGGCUUCAAACCAGCCUUUUCAAAACCAUGUGUCCUGGCUCAUCCCUGCUCAAACCAGGACAGAGGGUCCUUCAGCGGGUCUGUCACUCUCCCUCGUUGAAGCUCGUCCCUUUAUUGCUAGCCUCAGCCCCUCCUACGCCAGCAAAGGCCAUGUCAGGGCCAAGGCACAGGGUGCUAAUUUGAGGUUCAGCAUCAGUUUUCUCCAUUCCUUCCUCCCACUCGCCCCAGCCAGGUGCCUGGGGAGACUCCAGCAGAUGUUUCAUUUUGGCCUCGCUGGUGGCUUUCAGCCAGGCCUCCAACGCUCUGCUGUGACCUCUGGUUUCCCAUCAGCUUUCCCAAAGAGGCAGAGGCGCCUUCCCCAUCCAGGGCUGGCUCUCUGGCCUCCAGCGACCUGCAGGCCCCCUGCGGGGACACGGACAGAGGGCCAGGGGCUGCACGGGAGGUUUUAUUCUCCCAGCCCUCACAGAGCAAAGGGCUGGUCCUCGGGUGGCCUCCUGGAUUUCCAGUGAUGGAUAAAGAGAUAUUUUUAUGUUACAGUGUUAAAUUAUCUUCCACAAAUAAAAAUUACAG
Molecule: messenger RNA, 1822 nt
Organism: Eptesicus fuscus (big brown bat)
Lineage: Eukaryota; Metazoa; Chordata; Mammalia; Chiroptera; Vespertilionidae
Gene: USB1
Product: U6 snRNA biogenesis phosphodiesterase 1
Exons: 7
Coding region: 71-886 (271 amino acids)
Biological process (GO): U6 snRNA 3'-end processing
Cellular component (GO): nucleus
Molecular function (GO): 3'-5'-RNA exonuclease activity
Source: RefSeq, a predicted model, not a curated record